AUGCCUUUUUUCAGGCAGAAGUUGAGCCUCAUGCUCAUUCUCUCAACAAGUCUGCUGGUAAUUUCCGCUUUCAACUAUGGCUUCAGCGAUCAAGCUUUUGCAUCAUGUCAGGCUAUGGACGCGUUUGAACGGCAAUUCGGGUAUUAUAACGAGAAGGCCGAUGUGUGGAAAUUACGCCCUUUGUUUACAUCGCUGUACAACAGUCUCAAAGCUGGCGGGCAAAUCAUCGGUGUGUUCCUCGGUGGAUAUAUCAGCAAUAAGUAUGGCCGGCGAAUGUGCAUAUCUGUCAUGAGCAUAUAUGCCCUAGGAAGUGCCUCGGUGGUGAUAAGUUCGCGAACAGAUGCUCAAAUACAAGCUGGCAGAGCAUUGCAUUAUGUCUACCUGGGUAUGCAAAUGGCGGUAAUUCCAACAACAUUGACCGAACUAGCCCCGGCUAAAGUUCGCGGUGGAAUGGGAGUGUUGUACUGGCUGAGCAUCAAAGUCGGCGGUCUAGUUGUCACAUCAAUCACCCGUGGAACAUCCAGUAUCCAUUCAAACGUAGCCUGGCAAAUACCCUUUGGCCUCAUUCUAGUUGUACCAUUCCUGAUCAGCUGGUCGAUUUGGUUCGUGCCCGAAUCCCCCCGGUGGCUUCUCCUUCGAGGUCGACAUUCCGAAGCUCUUGCGUCUUUGACUCGACUUAAGCCCGACGAUACUCCAGAGGAGAGUAUCCGAGAGGAGUUUGAAAUUAUUUCUCAGAAGGUUGACCACCAGCUUGAGAAGAAGGGCUUCCGCGAUCUGUUCAUGCCACAGAAUCGACAACGCACUUUCGUCGUUGUUGCUGCGAAUUUCUUUCAACAAGCCACUGGCCAAGCCUUCGCUUCGCAGUAUGGCACUCUUUUUGUUAAGCAAUUGAAGUCUGUCAACGCAUUCAGCGUUACUCUGGGCACUAAUGCCGUCGACAUUGGGUCUAUCGCUAUCUCUGGGUCCCUUAUUGAUCGUGUCGGACGUAGAACAAUGUUCCACAUCAGUUCGACCAUGCAAACAGCAGCAUUGAUGACAAUGGGUGCAUUAGGAACUGCGGACUCGAGCGACCUGGCGGCCAAACGAGGAAUCGUGGCCAUGUUGGUGAUAUACAGCUUUAGCUGGUCUCUCGGCUGGGCGCCGCUGACUUAUGUGCUUGGUGCAGAGCUUCCAUCAUCCCCUCUGCGGGAGAUGACUUUGCAGAUUGCCUAUUUCGUGAAGCUUAUUACUGAAUUCGCCGUGACAUUUUCAUACCCGUACAUGGAAACUGCGGACACGCCUGGGCAUGUGUAUCUUGGUGGUAAGCUGGGCUUUAUCUACGGAUCCCUCUCGGCAGUGGCUGUUUUGUUUGGAUUCUUCUUCAUUCCAGAGACUAGUCGUCUAGAGCUUGAGGAUAUUGAUAGAAAGUUUGAGAUACCCACCAAUGAUGUUCUCAAGUCUGUCGAAGACCAAAGCGACACGCGACAACCAACGAUAGCGGAAGUUGUCUGCAAGCAAACGAACUAA
This is a messenger RNA of Penicillium daleae, 1506 nucleotides long. RefSeq names its product sugar transport protein. Gene Ontology annotation, cellular component: membrane. Lineage: Eukaryota; Fungi; Ascomycota; Eurotiomycetes; Eurotiales; Aspergillaceae. The transcript has 5 exons. Gene Ontology annotation, biological process: transmembrane transport; carbohydrate transport. Gene Ontology annotation, molecular function: carbohydrate:proton symporter activity. The record is from RefSeq and is a predicted model, not a curated record. The coding region runs from base 1 to 1506 and encodes 501 amino acids.